Molecule: messenger RNA, 585 nt
Organism: Colletotrichum karsti
Lineage: Eukaryota; Fungi; Ascomycota; Sordariomycetes; Glomerellales; Glomerellaceae
Exons: 1
Coding region: 1-585 (194 amino acids)
Source: RefSeq, a predicted model, not a curated record
AUGUACCUUUCCAUCUACCUCGUUUCUGCCCUAGUCGCGGUCUCAGCCGCCUUCACUCUCCCCGAGGGCACCACCGACGGCUUCUAUCUCGCUUACUACAACGAGAGCGGCCACGAGGUCCACGUCAAGGCUCCGGACAUGUCCUAUUCCCCGGCCGACCUCGCUCCCAGUAAGCCGGCGAUCCGUCAGCUUCGCAGCUCCGACAACCAGCUUCUCCCGCGCGGUGGAGGUACUAUCUGGUGUGGCUGCGAUUUAACGAUGGUCAGCCAAGACUGCGAUGCGGCCGUGGAGGACCUCAAAUCUCAACUGACCAAGUCAAUCGUGCCCCUCAUCGGAGCCGGCAAGGCGUGGUACUCGAUUCGUGGGGGCGUUGUCGCCUUCAUGUGCAACAAAAACCUCAUCUUUCCCGCUGGGGUCGGUGCCUCCCACUACGGUGGAGAUCUGGCAGAGAUCACGAAAGCCUGCGGGUUGUACGUUCCAGGGACGAGGGAGAGGGACGAGGGCCUGGAUGUGGGGUACAUGAAGAUGCAUGAGGGCCUGGACUUUUGCGGCGUUGCUCGGAGAGGGGCCGCGCACCACUGCUGA